This is a messenger RNA of Cherax quadricarinatus, 789 nucleotides long. RefSeq names its product large ribosomal subunit protein uL11. Lineage: Eukaryota; Metazoa; Arthropoda; Malacostraca; Decapoda; Parastacidae. Gene Ontology annotation, cellular component: cytosolic large ribosomal subunit; ribosome. Gene Ontology annotation, biological process: translation. The record is from RefSeq and is a predicted model, not a curated record. Gene Ontology annotation, molecular function: large ribosomal subunit rRNA binding; structural constituent of ribosome.
ACCCCCGCACUGCCCCCCACGUUGGAUGCCAACAUUGGCUGGCAGCCACCACUCUGCCUUUCUCAGACCAGUCUUGACAGUGAUCACAUCUUCUCUAGCUCUGCCCUGCUCCUAAGAUGGCGCCCAAGUUUGAUCCCACAGAAAUAAAGAUUGUGAAGUUGCGAGCUGUGGGAGGGGAGGUGGGAGCCACGUCCUCCCUGGCUCCCAAGGUGGGUCCUCUCGGUCUUUCUCCCAAGAAGGUCGGUGAAGACAUCUGCAAGGCCACCACAGCCUGGAAGGGACUCAAGGUGACGGUGCAGCUCACCAUCCAAAACCGUCAGGCACAAGUGGAGGUGGUGCCCUCAGCUGCAGCGCUCCUUAUCCGCGCCCUCAAGGAACCACACAGAGACAGAAAGAAGGUGAAACAUGUUAAACACAAUGGCAAUAUAACUUUUGAUGAAGUGAUCAACAUUGCCCGCAUCAUGAGGCCCCGCUCCCAAGCCAAAACUCUUGCUGGUACCAUCAAGGAAAUUCUGGGUACUGCCAGAAGCAUUGGUUGUACCAUAGAUGGCCAGGGUCCAGAAGAAUUGCAGGCUGCUGUUGACAGUGGAGAAGUAGAGGUACCUGAUGAGUAACCCUCUUGCUAUCACAAUGGACUACAGACUUCAUUACAGACCCUGAAUAUUUGCAAAAAUGAAGCAGGAAUUACUACUGCUGAUAACAUUAACCUCAGUAGUUUUAAUAUUGUAUCUAAAGAUUAUAUAAUUUCUGUUUAACAACCAUUACUGUUAAUGUUCAAGACUGAGAGAA